CCAUAGAUACAAAAGUUGAAGUUGAAUUAAAUAAUAUGUUGAGCAUAGCAUUGGCCAUUCAGUUCAAUCAUCAGCUCAAGUACUACUAGUAUCCUCAAUCAUUUAUCAAAUAUUAUGAAGCAAAUAAUUUUAUGCUUAAACCCUUAAACCAAUAGUGUACCUUAUAUCAAAAUACGACUCAAAAAAUUUGUUUGUGUAAAACCUGAUUUUCCCGCCAUUUCUUAUUACUCAAUAGCCUGAGAAUAUUGCUGUUCUUUGUUAGGAUAGGAGGUAGUUUUUCUUUCGGAAUAAUUAUAUAAACAUUUGAAAUGGAAACUAAUAACGAUGACCACGAUUCAAACGAGCAACAAGCGGAAAUAGAAUACAAAUACCCCAUGUUAUCAUUUGAAAAACAAAUCUUUAUGGAUGCGUUUGAGAAAGACGCACUCAUAAUUAUGGCUAAGGGACUUCAUUACAAUACUAUUUUAUGCAACUUACUAAACGUGUUCAUAGAUCCAAGCAAUUUGGUGCUAGUAAUCAAUAGCAGUGAACAUGAAGAAAAGUUUUUAACCGAUCACUUUAAAUUGUCAACAUUACCUAACCUCGGAACAGACAGGGAAAAGGCAUACUUAGAAGGUGGAGUGAUAAUUGUAUCCACACGCAUUCUAGUAGUAGACCUUUUAAAAAACAGAUUGCCAAUAUCCCACAUUACUGGUGUCAUUGUGCUGAGAGCUCACACAGUUCUGGAAUCAUGUCAAGAGGCUUUUGCUCUAAGGCUGUAUAGACAACAAAAUAAGACCGGCUUCAUAAAGGCGUUUUCCAAUUCACCAAUAUCAUUCACAUUUGGAUUUCAUCAAGUAGAGAAGGUUAUGAGAGCUCUUUUUCUUACUGAACUAUUCCUAUGGCCCAGGUUUCAUGGUACAGUGUUAAAAAGCCUCAAGAUCAGGCAAGCACCCGUAGAAGAGCUCCAUGUGCCACUAUCUACUAACACAUGUCACAUUCAGACAUGCCUCAUUGAUAUCAUGAACUACACUGUUAAGCAGCUGAAGAGCAUUAACAGAACUUUUGAUAUGCAGGAAAUCACAACAGAAAAUUGUUUAACCAAGAAAUUUCACAAAAUCCUACAGUCACAACUAGAUUGUGUUUGGCAUCAACUAAGUACAAGGACAAAAGAAUAUAUCCAAGAUCUCAAAGUUUUGAGGAGCAUGUUAUUAAACUUAAUCCACGAUGAUUCUGUCGGAUUCUAUGCCCUCGUCAGUAAAUACAGAACACCAGAAUAUGCCAAAGUAAACUCGGGUUGGAUUCUACUUGAUUCAGCUGAACAACUUUUUCGCUUAGCUAGAGGAAGAGUCUACAAUUCUAAAAAUGAAUUCGAUCCCGAGUCUUGUCCAAAAUGGGAAGUCCUUGGUAAUCUUAUGACGCAAGAAAUCCCACAAGAAGUAAAACAGAAGAAAAAUGGUUCACUCAAAAAUACCAAAAUCUUAAUUCUGUGUCAAGAUAUGAAAACCUGCAGUCAGCUCAACCAUUAUCUUACUAUGGGUGGACAUAAAUAUCUGUUUUACAAUGCUUUUAGAAAAGAAUUGACAGUGAACAAAGUAUCAAAGAAGUACACAAGUUUAACGAAUACUGUACCAGUUGAAGCCGAAGCAAAGAAAGAAAAAGGUAAGAAGACAAAAAAAGAUAAAGAAACAGCAUCAAAAGAAGAUGAAAGCGAGAAAACAAAUGAAUUGGACAAUGAGGAAGACGAUGAUUUCAACCUGGAUGAUGCAAAUAAGUCUAAUUACGUGUUAACUUUAACACAAGUGUCUAAACAAAGCAAAAAUAAUAAAACUCUAAAUGAAGAAAGCAUCUUUGAACCCAUUUCCCAACUCGAUAGUUUAGAUAUAACUCAAAUAGAAUCAGAAAAACCUCUCAUCUACAUUCAGACAUUUAAAGAAAAUGGCAACAAUUUCUCACUUGAUAGGACAUUAGAAUUUAUUCGUCCUGAGUACAUAAUUUUGUACCACACCGAUGUCGCUGCAGUGCGGCAGAUAGAAGUGUUCGAAUGCAGGAAGAGACAUGACGAACCAACAACGAAAGUUUAUUUCAUAAUUCAUGAUAAAACCGUGGAAGAACAGGCUUAUCUAACUACUUUAAGAAGAGAGAAGCAAGCUUUUGAGUUACUAAUUCAGACAAAAUGUGUGAUGGUUGUGCCGUCGUAUCAAGAUGGCAAGACGGACGAGUAUUUCAAUCUCAAUGUCGUAGAAGAAGACAAUGUGGAUACUAGAAAAGCUGGCGGACAAAUUCAGAAUAAGGAGAAACCAUUAGUCAUAGUGGAUAUGAGAGAAUUUCGUUCAGAUCUCCCAUCGUUGUUGCAUAAAAACGGUAUUAAUAUCGAACCUGUGACAAUUGCUAUUGGGGAUUACAUCUUAACACCCGACAUUUGUGUGGAGCGAAAAUCAAUAUCGGACCUUAUCGGGUCUCUAAAUUCCGGCCGUUUAUACACGCAGUGCACGCAGAUGUGUCGCAAUUACAGCCGUCCUAUUCUGCUCAUCGAAUUCGACCAGAACAAGCCUUUUAACUUGCAGGGUCACUUUGUAGUGUCGAACGAUAUUUCGGGGGUAGACAUACAACAGAAAUUGCAACUGCUCACGAUACAUUUCCCAAGAUUGAAACUAGUGUGGUCUCCCAGUCCGUAUGCUACGGCGGAGUUAUUUUAUGAACUAAAGCAAGGAAGAAAAAAUCCAAAUGCAUCUGAAGCACUAGCACUUAGCGGAGAUAACACGGCAGAGGAUAUAAAUUAUGAGAGAUAUAACAUCAUGGUCCACGAUUUCGUGCAGAAACUGCCAGGUGUGACAUCAAAGAAUAUUGCCAGGAUUAUGAACAAGGGCAUCUCCUUAGAUCAUCUUAUUAUACUCACUAAAGAACAAAUAGCAGAAAUAAUCGAAAAUACGAAAGAAGCAGAUGUUUUGCAUUCCAUAUUACACAAGAACGCCAAUCCUACGGACGCGACCAAGAAAGACGAAAAACUAUAUGGUAAGAGGAAAUUUUCAAAACUGUUUGUAACGAAGAGUAAAUAAUAACAUUGUUAUUAGUUUCAAAAGCUUAAUUUAUUUGU
Hyposmocoma kahamanoa is the source of this 3076-nucleotide messenger RNA. It is a transcript of the gene mei-9, whose product is annotated as DNA repair endonuclease XPF. The record is from RefSeq and is a predicted model, not a curated record. Gene Ontology annotation, cellular component: nucleotide-excision repair factor 1 complex. Gene Ontology annotation, molecular function: single-stranded DNA binding; damaged DNA binding; single-stranded DNA endonuclease activity. NCBI's taxonomy places the organism in Eukaryota, Metazoa, Arthropoda, Insecta, Lepidoptera, Cosmopterigidae. Gene Ontology annotation, biological process: double-strand break repair via homologous recombination; nucleotide-excision repair involved in interstrand cross-link repair; resolution of meiotic recombination intermediates. Bases 309 to 3038 code for a protein of 909 amino acids. The transcript is spliced from 16 exons.